CCCCUCUCUAUUCCAUCUUGACAUUCACUUGAACCCAAAACUUCCUUCAGAAAGAAACUACCGAAGAAGAAGAAAAUGACCAAAACAUACCGUAUCGCAACUAUUCCCGCCGACGGCAUCGGACCCGAAGUUAUCAGCGCAGGCGUGCAAGUGCUGCAAGCGCUCAGCGCAAAACUCCAGACGUUCGCGCUCGAUUUCACACAUCUCGACUGGAGCUCGGAGACUUAUAAGCAGACAGGGAAGUAUAUUCCUGAUGGUGGACUGGAGGAGUUGAAGAAACACGAUGCGAUUUUGUUUGGGGCUGUAGGGGCACCAGAUGUCCCUGAUCAUAUCUCGCUCUGGGGUCUCCGGUUGGCUAUUUGUCAACCCAUGCAACAAUACGCUAAUGUGCGUCCUACGCGCAUCCUGCGAGGCACUCAAUCGCCCCUGCGCGAUUGCGCUGUCGGGGACCUCGACUGGGUGAUUGUUCGUGAGAACAGUGAGGGCGAGUACGCCGGGCAGGGCGGACGAUCGCACAGGGGCCAGCCCUGGGAGGUUGCGACGGAGACGGCGAUUUUCUCCCGGCACGGCGUCGAGCGGAUUAUGCGGUUUGCAUUUGAGACGGCCGCCAAGAGACCCAGGAAGUUGUUGACGGUGGUGUCGAAGAGCAAUGCGCAGCGCAAUGGCAUGGUGCUGUGGGACGAGGUAGCGAGCAUUGUGGCGAAGGAUUUCCCCGAGGUCACGGUGGAUAAGAUGUUGGUCGAUGCGAUGACAGCGCGGAUGGUGCUUAAGCCGGAGACUAUUGAUACGAUUGUGGCUAGCAAUUUGCACGCCGAUAUCCUCUCCGAUCUGGCCGCUGCCCUGGCCGGCUCCAUUGGAAUAGCGCCUACAUCCAAUCUCGACCCCACGCGCCAGAACCCAAGCAUGUUUGAGCCGAUCCACGGCUCUGCAUUCGACAUCACCGGCAAGGGCAUCGCCAACCCCGUCGCAACCUUCUGGACCGCCGCAGAGAUGCUCACGUGGCUGGGGGAGGAACCCGCCGCGGAAAAGCUGAUGCAGUGUGUUGAGCGAGUCUGCGAAGCUGGGUUUCUCACAGCCGAUUUGGGUGGAAAAGCCACGACCGUGGAGGUGACUGCUGCUGUUGUUGAGGAGAUCAAAUGGUUGAAUUAAUUCAUUCAUUCAUACAUACUCUUUCCGAUGUUGUAUUAUUAUAAACAGAAUAACUAUAUAACUAGCUUGCGAACCAGGGUAUCAUUCCAGACGACAAAAAGCAAAAGCAGAAAUAAAAAAAUAAUCAAUCACAAGACAUU
Molecule: messenger RNA, 1289 nt
Organism: Aspergillus ochraceoroseus IBT 24754
Lineage: Eukaryota; Fungi; Ascomycota; Eurotiomycetes; Eurotiales; Aspergillaceae
Product: putative tartrate dehydrogenase
Exons: 3
Coding region: 76-1149 (357 amino acids)
Molecular function (GO): oxidoreductase activity, acting on the CH-OH group of donors, NAD or NADP as acceptor; magnesium ion binding; NAD binding
Source: RefSeq, a predicted model, not a curated record